Molecule: messenger RNA, 453 nt
Organism: Phytophthora sojae
Lineage: Eukaryota; Oomycota; Peronosporomycetes; Peronosporales; Peronosporaceae
Exons: 1
Molecular function (GO): protein binding
Source: RefSeq, a predicted model, not a curated record
AUGGUCAAUGAUUACAGCACAGUGUUGAUCGCGUGCGGCUUGAAUGGACGGUGGGAAGAUCUGAUAGAAGUGUACGAAACGAUGCCAGGGAGCUAUCGUUCUCGGCUGAGUGGUGUGGCUCAAGCCCAGGUGAUCAUAGCACGCGCUCAAAGUGACAGUUACGAUGUGAAGGUGAGAGGAUUCGACGUUCUCGGCAUGGACGACACCAAAUGGAACACCUAUUCGUGUAACGCGGUGCUGAAUGCACUGCUACAGACCCACCAGUAUAAGACUCUGCUCUCACUCAGUUACAAACUGAAGCAGAAGCGGAAAACGUGGAACUCGCGCACAUACACAAUUGUGGCAUUGGCUUACAUUCGUAGCGGCUCCACCAUGAAAGCGCUAGAAUUUAUGCGCGCGAAUGCUACGCACAUGCAGAGCAACAACGUCGAAUGCUACCGCGAGCUCAUCGAC